GCCUGCCAACUUCACCAGUGACCUACGUGUAACAAAUGACAAUUACAAUUUUUCAUCUUCAUUUGUUGUGAAAAUCGGUAUAGUCUGAUCACAAUCAUGUUUAAAAAGAUGAAAAAGCAGAUAGAGGAGAAGGAGUCAAAGUCUCCUCUUCGUCCUCCAGACCAAAAGAAGGGAAUAAACCAGCCUGUCAAGUCCCCUGGUGUUGGGAAUACCAGUACUAGUUCCACUCCGUCUUCAACACCAGAAUCCAAACACGAUCGGGACUCCCUAAACUCCAGAAGACCCCAGACUCCAAAUGAUAAGACACCAACCGGUGCUGAAGCCAGACCCAGAACCCCCUCUACCAGUACUAGUCCAGGAACCCCAAACCAAGGACCUCGGUCACAGAUCAAUACAUCAUCAGCACCUGAGGCCGAACAAGCCAUCAUCAAGCAAUCUGCUUCCCUGGAGAAUGCUGCCACCCCACCCAGGUCUAAGCAAGCUGCACCCCCUUCCUUGGGGGAAAGCCCCCUCUUUCCCCAAUACCAGGCCCCAGCCAGUGUCUAUGAAGCCCCCUCUGAUACAGAGAGUGAGAUGGAGGAUGCGGGCUUGAGUAUGGAUGCUAUGAGGAAGGAGGAGCUCUUUCAACGUUACAAGGUUAUGGAGAGAAGCUUGGGGAAAUACAAGGGCAGAUACAAGGAGGUGACAAGUGCUUACAGAGACUUACAGAAGGAAAAUGAAAAAAUUAAGAAUAUCAUGACACAAACUCAGGAUAAAGCUCUGAGGAGAAUAUCAGAACUCAAAGAGGCAGCUGAACUGGACAGGGGAGCCAAAGUCCACAUGGAAGAAACAUUCCGGUUAUCUCUCGAAGAGAAAGAUGAGAUGGUUAAAGUACUACAAACACAGGUUAAAUUAUUGAAAACAGGAAAGGUUGUUGAUGAUGUAGAUGGUGCUGAUAGACCCCCUGCAAGCCCCUCUACUCCAGGUGAAGGGGAUGCAGCUACUACUGAAACAGUCAAUAACCUCAAAGAAAAGGUCAAACGAUUAGAGACAUUACUUGGGAAAUGUAAGGAAACCAUUGGCAAGAAUAAAGAGAGAACCGCUCAGCUUGUGAGUGAGAAGGAUGCUACAUCAAAAGAACUUGAACAACUGAAAAACACUGCCCUCUUCUGUUACUCACUACCUAAUUGA
Strongylocentrotus purpuratus (purple sea urchin) is the source of this 1170-nucleotide messenger RNA. RefSeq names its product golgin subfamily A member 4. Gene Ontology annotation, molecular function: small GTPase binding. Bases 97 to 1170 code for a protein of 357 amino acids. Gene Ontology annotation, biological process: Golgi vesicle transport. The record is from RefSeq and is a predicted model, not a curated record. Gene Ontology annotation, cellular component: Golgi apparatus. The transcript is spliced from 10 exons. NCBI's taxonomy places the organism in Eukaryota, Metazoa, Echinodermata, Echinoidea, Camarodonta, Strongylocentrotidae.